UGAAGCGCCUGUGGUGUCCAAAAACACGCGGGGAAUCGACAUAAAUAGGAACCCCAUCGAUGCGGGGCAGCAUCAACGUGGGGUGGGUGUGUCGUCUGGGCGCAUCUUCCGUGCCGUUGCAGCAUGUUUUUCGACUCUUCAAGCUCCGAUGCAGUCUGGACAGCCGAAACAAAACCCAACACUGCCCAGCAUCCCUGCAUCAAACUAUGCCCUCGAUCCUGCACUGGGGAACUCGCCAACAGAAAACCAUCUCGGUGGUCCCUGCUAUGGAUUUGUGCGACCAAUGUGGCCAGAAGCCCAAAUUCCUCGAACUGGGAGGGGCCCAGCACCCAUAUUGCAGUCGCAGCUGUGCGAAGAAAGCCCAGGCGACGACGCAGCCCGAGAGCAGCAACACCCAGUAUCUCACAGCGUGUGUCUUACGUGGCUGCCGUGCCACCGGGAAGUCGGCGUUCGCAAACUUUUGCUCGGAUGAACACGGAAAACAGGGUGUUCAGAUGGGCCAAGCCGAGGCGUGCGAUAUGUGCCAGGUCAGCCCACGUGCGAUCGGCGACUUGUGUCUCCCCUGCGAACGCAAAUACCCCGGGCCACGACUGAGGGAAGUCAGUCCCUCGGCAACGAGCUUCAGGGAUGUGCGGGCCCAAUUCCUGAGCGAGUGGGACAAUCCCUCGGGCUCAAAACCCAAAGUGGAGAAGGUAUACCAGAUCUCCGUCCCCCGCGACAUCAAGGCUCGACACGAGUCGUUCCGCCGCUCCCAGCACCCGACGACCGAAAUCCGCCUCUUCCACAGCUCGCAAUGCAUCUGCGACCUCGGCACCAAAGGCCCUGCCCUCUGCAGUUUCCGCUCGUGCGGCAUCUGCAGCAUCGUCAAGUCGUCCUUCCACGAGUUUGCGUUCGGCGAAAAGGCUAACUGCGGCCGGUUCGGCGACGGGGUAUAUGCGUUCCGGAACCCGAGCCUCGCAGAUGGGCACUCGACGUCCGCGACGAGCACGCCGUAUCGAGUGAUGAUUGCGUGCGACGCGGCUGUGGCUUCGAAUGCGGAGAUCCCCGAUGAUUUGUCCGUCUUCAUUCCGCGGGCAGAGGCGAUUCUUCCGGCGUAUGUGAUCAUAUACACAGUCUAGUGGGGCUUGGUUCUCGCUUUAGUAUUUAUGGCUCGUGUGCUGGUCACGGGGAAGAAAGAGAGUGAAUAGAUGAGAUCCUGUUUCGGAAGAUCUUGGAGGAAAGAAGGCAAACACCGCUGCCUGUCCACCUAUAUUCGUC
This is a messenger RNA of Mycena citricolor, 1257 nucleotides long. The record is from the annotation of a GenBank genome assembly. Lineage: Eukaryota; Fungi; Basidiomycota; Agaricomycetes; Agaricales; Mycenaceae.